Messenger RNA from Bemisia tabaci, 4708 nucleotides. RefSeq lists its product as uncharacterized. Lineage: Eukaryota; Metazoa; Arthropoda; Insecta; Hemiptera; Aleyrodidae. The record is from RefSeq and is a predicted model, not a curated record. Gene Ontology annotation, cellular component: cytoplasm. Gene Ontology annotation, biological process: DNA catabolic process. Gene Ontology annotation, molecular function: nucleic acid binding; 3'-5'-DNA exonuclease activity.
CAAAAGAGCGAGAGUGACAGUCAGCCAGCGUCGCGUUUGUAAACAUUGUCAAUAAGUUGAAUCAGUUCUUCGAAAAGACUCGAAAUUUCCGUACUUCGGGCCAUUUCGGGUGAUCGGGUCAUUAAUCAGUAAUCACUUUGGUCUUCAUGAUAUUCCGCUGUGCAAUUCCGAGUCGACAAAUUCUCAAAAGUGUCACCAUCGGAAUCCCCCAGCGACCUCGUCGUUUCCUAACCAUCAUGAUGAAUGGCAAGGAGUCAAAAUGCUUUGUCUUCAUCGAUCUUGAGACGCAUGAUCUCUACAGACCCAGAAUUACGGAAAUCUGCAUGAUAGCUGUCCUACGAGAGCACAUCGCAGAUGCCCACCUGAAGCAAGAAUUUUCUGCUCCACGAGUGUUAAACAAGCUCUCAAUCUGUAUGGCUCCAGAAGCGUCAAUUCAUCCAACAGCUGCAGAUAUAACAGGACUUUCAAAUGAGCUGUUACAAGAAUACCCUGUCUUCAAUGAGCAAACUGGAACGAUGAUUCAGACAUUCAUUGAUUUGUUGCCGAAGCCUGUUUGCUUGGUUGCUCAUAAUGGGCAUAAAUUUGACUUCCCUGUCUUAAAGAAUGCCCUGCUGAAAGUCAACAAGGAUAUGCCCGAGCAUCUCAGGUGCUCCGACACUCUCCCUGGGUUUAGGAAAGUGUUCAAAGAUUGGAAGAUGAAAGCUGAACUCUCAUUUGUCGAGACUCUCAGCCAAAACGGAGUCCCUUUGACAGACGCAAGUCCCCUCAAAACUCUCAACGGAUCAACGGUUGGAUGUGACAAUUUAUCUGAUCAAAAUGGAGCUGCCAUCAAAGAAAGACAAGAAGCCAGAGUACCAAAUGGUGUAACAGUGACAAAUGCAGCAGUAGAGUCCAAUGCUGCAGGAACUUCUAAAGUUCCAGAAACAACUCUUCUUGAUUGGGGACAUGACAGUGAGGAUGAAGCUCUUGCACAGAUGGACCUUGAUGCUAUUGUUGCAGAAGCAGAAGCACAGGAAUUUCUCUCGCAAAUUGCAACACCAUCAGAUUUGCGGGAGAAUUGUUCCCAACUCUCGUGGAGUAAACCCGUGCGAGAAACACCAAAAAGACCUCGGGAAGAAGAAAAGAAGUCUCCUGAGAUUAUUUUCCUGGACCUGGAUGAAACCGACUCAGAGAGUCAAGGAAACGCUAGUGGCGAGCCUGCAAUCCUUACACCUGUCAAAGUGCGAAAGGACCUGUUCCCAUUUACAGAACCCGCUUCGUAUAGGCUGGAAGAUGUGUACAAGAAAUUAAGAGGCUCGACACCUGUGGGCCACCGAGCUGAGGCUGAUGUCCUAAGUAUGUUAGAGUGUGUUCUUGUCAUUGGCCCAGAAAUCUUGGAGUUCUUUGAUAACAACAACAUUUUAUUUGCUGAUAUUCCAGUUCCUUUGAGAUAUAGAUAGUCGUAUGCAUGGAAAGUGUGGCAUCUGUCCAAAACUGUUGCAGCAAAAUCCUUUUUUUCCCUGCAUGUUUUGUUAAAUUUUUUAUUAUAGAAUCAAUACCUUUCAAGUUAACUUCUAUGUAACGCCAUCCGUUAUCAUAAUGGAAAAAAUAUUUUUAGGCUUUAAAAUUAAUGAUAGUACUUUGCAGACUUAGUAAUUAUCAAACUGCUCCGAAAACACUAUAUUUUUUUUGGUAAAUGGCUCCAGUAAUGGCUAUGAAAUUUAUCAAAGUUUGUGGAAUACACUGUUGUAUGCAUACUGAGUAGAAUCGAUAUAAUUUUAAGGAUUUUAUGGAAUGUAGAGUACUCCUUUUGAAUCAUAUUUUUAAUUUACAAUGACCACGAGAAAGGUAUGGCCCUUUAGGUGCGCAGAUUAAUGACGGGAAGUGGCUUAUGUCUAUCAUUUCUAUCAAUUUGUCAAAAGAUAUCCAUACAAUUGCAUCCCCUUCACAGACUUGUGUGCUUCAAGUGCUGUGUCUGAAAAAUGUAUCCUCUCACGAAAUUCUUGGCUUUUAUUUGUUACUUCAAGCAGAGGUUUUGAACAGGGUUACAUAUGGGAAGAAGUGAACCUCCUCUGAAAGAAGCGGAGCUCUGAUGUUAGGACUCGGCACAAAUUUUGAAUGUGGAUAAUAUAGAGAGCUAACAUAUUUAAUAGUCUACUAUGUGUGCAGAAGUUUUUUCCCUCUGCUUUUUCUGUCCUGCCUUUAAUUUUUCGCAAAGUCCCAACAUCAGUUAACUGCCAGUUGCGGCAAUUUCGAUUACUCACUAUCAAAAGAGGGCACUUACAGUUCAUUCCUUUUUAUUGUACACGCCUUAGGGUUCUCAAAAUGCAAAUCAUUUUCUCUUUCCUCGUUUAAAUAAUAUUUUGCAAGCUCUUUAUUUAUUAUUUUCUGAAUGUAUUUUUAAUACACUACAUUAUUCAGUGUAGAUUUUUGGACCCAGAAAUUUGUGUUCUGAUUUAAUAAUUGAUCUAUUCUGUUCCCCAGACUACUUUUUACAGGACCAAGUAGUCUGUGUCAAUUUUAGAACCUUUGACUUCGGACAUUUUUGUAAACUUUUUGUGCAAGUGUUAUGAUUUUUCUCAAAUUAUCAAAUUUUCCAAAGCAUGGAAUUGGAAAGGUUUGAUGUAUGAUGCAUGUCAAAAGUAUUAGUAUUAGAAAAAAAUGUUGGCAAGAAACAGCUGUCAUUCAACACCAAUACGAUGGAUGAAAAUUUUAGUGUAAAUUUUACAACCUCAUUCGAUUCUGCCUCUUCGGAAGCUUGAAAGCCUGGGCCCUGAGGAAGCUUUCAAAUUUUCUUUUUACUCAUUUUCUACCUGAUCAAAGUUUUUUUAAUCACUAAACUUAAAUCAUAAUUUAAUUUUGGGAGAACAUUCAUUCUGAAAAAGCUUUCAUAAAAAUUAUCUCUUUACAAUUUACAAUUGAUACAAAAUUUCAAAUUUUACAAUUGAUUAAUUGUGUUCAUGAUAUUAUUUACCAUUUUUCUAUGCAAUCCAUGUGUCAUUUAUGUUGUUGCAAAACGUGUUCCAUCUAGAUUAUCUAUUCUUUUGUGUAAUUUGACCAAAAGCAGAUCGAUGGUUGCAAUAUUUGCACUCAAAGAUAAGAACAGCGGAGAAGCAACUUUGAAAAAUGAUAAAUUAAUGAAGAACAACAAUCCUUGUUGCAUUUUAUGAGCUUUGACUGUCAUUCAAUAGUAUUGGGCAAAUAAUAUUAAGAGAAAGUUUUUUAUGAAAUGCUAGUCUUUCGGAUACUUGCUGUAAAAUUUAAAGUAAGCAAUAGUAGAACAAAGCCAUAAAUAGAUGUACAAUGAAAGUUUGUUAUGACUAAAUCUCUCAGAAGAUGGAGUUUUUGUUGAUGCUUCUUCAAAAACCAAGUGAAAAAAUACGUUUCAGACGAAAUCGUGGGAAUGUCGAUCAAGGUUUAAGUCAAAACUUUCUACGGUGUACAAGCUUUCACUGUAUUUUUGUAUUUAAUUCCUUUGUAAUUCAAGACUGAGUGCAAAUCAUUGUCAUCAUGGAAAAGAAACUGUAUGAGGCCUUCUGAUUUUGGGAAAGAGUAUUACGAAGAGAGUUGAAUGAGAGAAUGGAAAAGCAUAAAUCAAAAUUAAAAACUCUCUGUGAAGGUUGUCUUCAAUAUUUACCCUUGUUCUCACUUCUUCUCACAUCCUUUUCCAUCGCUUUCUCAACAGAAAUUGAGGAAGCAACGAAAUAUGCCUUUUGUUUUAAAAUCGAUAUAAUAUUCCAAGAACUUAAAAUUUUAGUUAAGGAUAAUGGAUGUUACUCACAGCAUCUUUGAAUUUACCAAUGAAAAAGAGUAAAAAAAAAGGAAGAAAACAGUAGGCAGCUGUAAACAAAUUUUCCUCGUUAAUUAUUAAUUAUUAAUGUGAUGUAAAUUUUAGUGAGUCUUUCAAAGAGGUGUGUCGCUGUACUCCCUCCUUAGCUGUAACUAGUUGUACCAAUGUCUUUCAAACCAACUUAAUCUCUUAAAAUUUUAUAUUUCUGAGUUGUUCAUUAGACUUGUCAGAGCGUGAAGCAUUACAUUUUUUGGUAAUAAAAAUUUCAAGUACGUAAAAAGUACUACCCAAUUGAAUAUCUGAUACAACGCACUUUUUUUAAGGCUGAUGGUUCCAAUUGGAAUAUAUGCUGUGUUAAAAAUCUUACGCUUACAUUAGUCCUUAUAAUACAUUUUACUUUAAAACAAUACUCAAAGUUUGUCCGAAUUUUAUCAUAAACUUCAUUAUCAGCAUGAAGUACUCCUUUUUGAAUAUGUAGUUGUUUAUUCGUUGAACUGAUGUAUAUAAGUUAAACUUAGUUUUAGUACAAAUUAAAUUUAUUGCGAUCAAUUUUUUUCAAAAUUGAAUGUUGUUAAUUGUAAUUUGUUGUAGAUAUAAGUGCAAGUUACCCUGCCAUUAAACCGAUCGGCCAUUCAUUUAAAACGGAGAUUUUUCCCACUUUCAUGCUGUUGAACUAAAACUUGGAGCUUGGCUGUCGACUCCAAAAAAUUUAAAAUUUACCUAUAAGGUUGUGAAAAGGCACUUUCGAAUUUAGUAGCUGGAACCUUAUAAAAGUGAAAAAAAUUUUUGCACGAAUUCUUGCACGCAUUUAUUUGUAAUUUCAAAUUUUCUCAGAAUAGUUGUUUCAUCCAAAUUGUUGUAUACUGUAACAUUUUAUGUUUUCUAUGCCAUUAGUUUUACAGUCAACCGUUUUUGUAAUAAAUAUUGUUUAGCAUGGAA